Molecule: messenger RNA, 709 nt
Organism: Anopheles bellator
Lineage: Eukaryota; Metazoa; Arthropoda; Insecta; Diptera; Culicidae
Gene: Tim9a
Product: mitochondrial import inner membrane translocase subunit Tim9
Exons: 3
Coding region: 341-619 (92 amino acids)
Source: RefSeq, a predicted model, not a curated record
AGUUUGGUUGCAAGCGAGAUUUGCUUCGAAGCGAAGAGCGAAUGAUUAAAAACAAUUUUCAUUUCUGGUUUGAGGAAGAGAUCACAGUCAAACAAUACGUGCUUGGGUAUAGUUUGUAAAUUAUAGCACAAUAUUAGUUCGUGCGUAAUCAUCACACUUAACAAACACAUAGUUCGAAAGGAAGUUCUCUUCGUGGCCGUCAACCCUCAAUCGUCUAUCGAAGGCCGUCAAAACAAGUUCAGCCCGAGAUUGCGGAUUGCAUGCUUUGCCGAAAGCAAAACUCCGCAAACGGCCUCGAAUUUAGAAAUCGUGUGAUUCCGUCAGUGAGUCCAGCUUAGUAAUGGCCACACAAAUAUCAAUCGACCAGCUUGACAAGGAUCAAAUCAAAUCCUUUUCAGACUUCCUUCUUUCCUACAACAAGCUGUCCGAGCUCUGCUUCAUAGACUGUGUGAACGAGUUUACGGGGCGUACGGUCAGCGACAAGGAAGAUAAAUGUGCGCUCAACUGCAUGGAGAAGUUCCUCAAGAUGAAUCAACGCAUUUCGCAGCGAUUUCAAGAGUUUCAGAUGCUGGCCAACGAAAACGCUAUCGCAGCUGCACAAAAGUUGGGCGUCAAAUGAGCGGUCGAUUUAUUUGUAGUGGAUGAUGAUACACGUAGGGCUUAAAUAAAGAAAGGCUGGUGUAAACAGCGCGACCCGUUAUCAACUAGG